GGUUGUGCUUUAAGUCUCGGUGCGUCCGGUUCAGCGGACUUUCCCUACACAGCUACAGUCUGACUACAGAUCCAGCCUCCGUUAGAGUCAUGGCAGAUCUGAGCAGGACGGAGAAGGUCGAGCUUCAUGCUCCAGAGCUGGAGGAGCUGCGAGCUGUUUUACAAUCAGGACUGGAAGCCAACUUUGCUGAAGUUCAGGUGAGUGUUGUGGACUGUCCGGACCUCACCAAGGAGCCCUUCCAGUUUCCUGUCAAAGGUUUGUGUGGAAAUCCUCGUAUCACUGAUGUUGGUGGUGUACCAUACCUGGUCCCUUUGGUUAAAAAGGACAAGGAAUACAACAUGAACGCUAUAUCAAAGGAGCUGGAGCUGCCGGGAGCUUUCAUUCUCGGUGCAGCAGCUGCCCCCAGCAGAAUUGUUGGAAUGAAUGCAGAGCUGAUGCCUCUGGUUCUGACCGAAGCCCAGGGAAGGUCUGCAGUGAACAGCAGCUACUUCUCCUCCAUCAAUCCCGCCGAUGGUCAGUGUCUGCUGGAGAAAUACAGCGACAAAUUCUCCGACUGCAGCUUCGGGCUGCUGGGGAACCUGUACGCUUGUGAAGGGAAGCCUGGGAAGGUCAUCGAGGUUCGGGCCAAGAAGCGAACAGGAAUCCACAGUCUGGUGACCGCCCUGAGGACGACUCUGGAAGGUCACUACCCUGAUAAAAGUCUGGCUCUAGGAGGCACCUUCAUCAUCCAGAAAGGAAAGGCUAAAAUCCACAUCAUGCCAAGAGAGUUCUCGGCCUGCCCCCUCAACACCAACGAUGACGUCAACAACUGGCUCAAACACUUUGAGGUCAGCGCUCCGCUCAUCUGCCAGUCAGUGCUCGUGUCCAGAGACCCUGGCUUGGACCUGCGUGUGGAACACACCCACUGCUUCAGCCACCACGGAGAAGGAGGCCACUACUACAUAGACACCACCCCUGACAGUGUGGAGUACCUGGGCUACUUCAUGCCUGCACAGUUUGUGUAUCGCAUCGACAGGCCCAAAGAGACCCACAAAGUUGGACGAGAUUGAAACACUGAAUAAAUCAUGUUGGUAGCGCGGUAUCUUUGAUCAUCCGAAUCAAGCAGGCAGUAUGUGAUUUAUAUUAAGUUUAAUCAUUUCUCUUCAUUUGAAAUCACCCCUCGUUUUUUACAAAUCACAUUUCUUAGAUACAAAACCUCAGGAUGCCACAUUUGGAUUUUCUUGGCUAAAGACCUGUCUAUGAUCCUCCCAUCUACAGAGGUUAUUACAGCUCUUGGUUGCCUUAUACCUUUAUGGCCAAAAAGUACCAAUAACUGUGAGAAAAAAGUGUUCAUCCAGCUGCAGAAACAGUGCUGCACAAUGUUGCAGACAUGCAUACAUCUACACAUACACCCACCCCGCCUCAGAGAACAGUUUCUGAGCUCUUUUUGGUCUUGUCACAUUUUUACUAACUGUUGGUUCAUUUAUUUUUUGUACUGCCCUGUAAAGACCUGCACUUCAAGAUGGCAUGGCUGGAUAUGGAGAAAACUAAAGAAAAAACAUGUCUGGUGUGCAGUAUGACACAUUUAUAAUGCAAUAAAUCAUGAUGUGAAGAAUUUAUUUAUUAACAGAAUAAACAUCUGCGGCAUUUUUCCAAGUGCCCCAGGUGUUGUCAACACUGGGAAAUAUGCAGAAUUCAAACAUCUCAUAACCAAAAAAAUGAACAGAACCAGACAGGGAGGCAGAAAGAAAUUGGUGAUGGAUGAACUACAAGAAGCAACCAAGGUAAAAAUGUAGUAAAACAUUUUGAUGCAACCUAAAUAAAUCUGAGGUGGAACUACAUAGGAGUUACAGGGAGCUCCUAAUUAGACGUGAACUUUACUGGGAAUAUGUUUCUAAAAUAUGAUCAAUUUGCAAUGCAUUUCUGUUUUUCUGAAUCGUGUAAAAUUAGGCUGAAUGAACUAUGUGGUAUUCACAAGUUUGAUUCGCCUCAUGUUCACUGUAAUGAAGAUAAUGGUAUGAUUGUUGUUUCUGCCAUGACCAUCAAAGUGGAAGCACUGAGAAAAUAAAAUGUUUUCUUCAAUUGAA
This is a messenger RNA of Acanthochromis polyacanthus (spiny chromis), 2066 nucleotides long. RefSeq names its product chromosome 17 C11orf54 homolog (gene bkgd). NCBI's taxonomy places the organism in Eukaryota, Metazoa, Chordata, Actinopteri, Pomacentridae. The transcript is spliced from 8 exons. Gene Ontology annotation, cellular component: nucleus. Bases 90 to 1049 code for a protein of 319 amino acids. The record is from RefSeq and is a predicted model, not a curated record. Gene Ontology annotation, molecular function: zinc ion binding; hydrolase activity, acting on ester bonds.